UUUUUCUUCGUUUUUCUUUUUUUCGAUAAUCCUUCCCCUGGUACAUUUUCCAUUCCCCUGAGAUACCCUCAUUUGACUAGUCGCGUGUUGCAUUUUCUGGGUCUGGCUGGUUCAGAUCGUCCAUAUCUUCCCUCAUCAACUCAAGUAUUUCGGCCUAUACACCAAACCUUUCGAACCCGGGUCCUUCGAUUGUGAAACUUUCAGUGUCGUUUCACCUUCGUGCCUCCACCGGACGUUACUACCGCCUCGGCUGUCGUAUCCGAUAAAUGGACAUUACUCGCGGUGCUGUUGUCCAAGAUUCUUCAGUGACGUUCUCGGCUCAGCCGCGAUGCCCUUACUUGACGCCCACUCAGGUCCCUCAUAUGGCACACUCGAUCAAAUGGAGAGGCGCGAUCAGCACGAAGGAGAGCACCUCCUUCCCGCGGGAUACGAAAGCGAUGACCACAGUAGCGAGAUAACAUCUGAUGACUCGGUGCAGGAAGGGGUUCGGAAGAUUGAAGCCAUCAGCUUGACCUGGACAACAAAGUCUUUGGUUGUGGCUUAUGUCAGUAUAUUCCUUAUGGCGUUUUGUACUUCUUUAGAGGGCCAGACCACCAUGUCCCUCUCUGCUUAUGCAACCAGCGCAUUUAGCAAGCACUCAUUGAUUUCAACUGUUCUUGUUGUCCAGAAUGUCGUCAAUGCUGUGAUCAAGCCUCCCAUGGCUAAGAUAGCCGAUGUCUUCGGUCGCUUCGAAGCGUUCUGCGUGUGCAUUUUGAUAUAUGUUCUUGGUUAUAUACAAAUGGCUGCUUCGACCAAUGUUCAAACUUAUGCAUCGGCUCAGAUAUUCUAUUCCGCCGGUUCGACGGGUUUGCAGAUCCUCCAACAAGUGUUCAUUGCGGACAGCAGUAGCCUUCUCAACAGGGCAUUUCUAGCGCUCUUGCCAGAGUUUCCGUUUCUGGUUACAGUUUGGAUUGGACCAGCAAUAGCUGAUGCAGUGAUACACCAUUCGUCAUGGCGUUGGGGUUACGGGAUGUGGUCAAUCAUAUUGCCUGCUUCGUUUCUUCCGUUAGCGCUGACGUUAUUGUUGAAUCAACGCAAGGCUAAAAGACUAAACCUCAUCAAGCAAAAGCACACCCCUCGGGGUGGCUUCAUCGCUGUUGUCCGCCGCACGUGGUACGAUCUGGACAUGUUUGGUUUGAUACUUCUUUCGGCGGCAGUUACAUUGAUCUUGGUGCCUCUCACUCUUGCCGCCAAUGCUAAAGACGGCUGGAAGAACGACAGCAUCCUCGCAAUGAUUGCGGUUGGUAUAGUUUGUUUACUGGCGCUGCCACUUUGGGAGACUUCGAAAAGAUUUGCCCCUAAACCACUUCUCUCCCUACACCUUCUCAGACAACGUACAGCACUCGCUGGCUGCGCUUUAGCUUUUUGGUACUUCAUGGCAUUCUAUUUCUCGGUUCAACCGUAUCUUUACUCUUAUCUUCAAGUGGUCCAAGGAUAUGAUGUCGCUACGGCUGGCCGUGUGACGCAGACGUUUGCGUUUACGUCGACCAUUGCUGCUUUCUCAGUGUCCUUAUUGAUCAAAUACACACGACGCUAUCGAAUAUUUGUGACCAUUGGAAGCGCGAUUUACAUGAUUGGUCUUCUUUUGAUGAUGCUUUACCGCAAAGAAGGGAGCUCAUCAACGCUAAUUCUUGGGACACAGAUUGUGGUGGGUAUGGGAGGCGGCCUCCUCAACGUGCCUGUUCAGCUGGGAGUUCAGGCGUCUGCUAGCCAUCAGGAGGUUGCGGCUGCUACGGCAAUGUUUUUGACAUCUAUGGAGAUGGGUGGUGCAGUUGGCGCCGCGAUCUCGGGGGCCGUCUGGACGCACAACAUUCCGCGGAAGUUGCGGCGUUACCUCCCUGAUGAGAAUAAGGGGGAUGCUAAAGAAAUAUUUGGGAGAUUGGACAAGGCACUAUCUUUCCCUAUAGGGUCACCGGCUAGAAUUGCCAUCAAUCGAUCUUAUCAAGAGACUAUGAAUAAGCUGUUGGUGUUAGCGCUGAUCGCGACGAUACCAUUGAUCCCCUUGAGUCUUUUGAUGAAGAAUUAUAGGUUGGACAAAGUCAAUUCCGAACCAGUAGAUGGGCCUAACGGGGGCCAUCCAGCUCCAGACAAUGGACAAGGCCUAUUGGAAAAUGAAUCCGAAUCAGAAGGACACUCGAAACAACCGUGAGGUGGUCCCGAAUACUUCCAGUCUCUCCAACAUUCUUCGAUACGUGUUCAGGGAUACCACUAAUAUAUUUGGCAUAUGGGACAAUCUACCAUGAUUGUUGCCUGUCAUCUUGUACAGGGCGUUUGAGCCCCUACAUACUGCCACCGAAGAGGAUACCAGACUACGCGGAUGUCCCAUCCGGCCCGAUCCCGAAUCAAGCACUAUGUGACGUGUCCAUAAAAGGUUAUGCGCAUACGCGUCUGCCGCAUCUCCGGCUAGAAGCGCCGGGGAACUGUUUUCUUGUUAUUGGGUAUGUGAGUCGACCAGCAUUAUGCUCCCUCAUCCUGCGGGUAAGCGGAUUUCAGCAUAUCAAGUCGCUAUGUUUUCCACAGAGCCGUACAUAUUUCGAGUCAGCGACUACCCUAGAAGUCUCUUUAGGAGUUUAUAUAGACGUUAUGAGAUUAUGACUAGACUUAGAUGAAACGUUGCAAUGCACGUGCUUUCUUUUGGUGUUUUUC
Aspergillus pseudonomiae is the source of this 2685-nucleotide messenger RNA. RefSeq names its product siderochrome-iron transporter MirC (gene mirC). Bases 329 to 2188 code for a protein of 619 amino acids. Gene Ontology annotation, molecular function: siderophore-iron transmembrane transporter activity. The transcript has 4 exons. The record is from RefSeq and is a predicted model, not a curated record. Gene Ontology annotation, biological process: siderophore transmembrane transport. Lineage: Eukaryota; Fungi; Ascomycota; Eurotiomycetes; Eurotiales; Aspergillaceae.